This is a messenger RNA of Salvia miltiorrhiza (redroot sage), 3027 nucleotides long. RefSeq lists its product as uncharacterized. NCBI's taxonomy places the organism in Eukaryota, Viridiplantae, Streptophyta, Magnoliopsida, Lamiales, Lamiaceae. The record is from RefSeq and is a predicted model, not a curated record. Bases 272 to 1606 code for a protein of 444 amino acids. Gene Ontology annotation, cellular component: cytosol. The transcript is spliced from 15 exons. Gene Ontology annotation, molecular function: tRNA-guanosine(34) queuine transglycosylase activity.
UUCCUAUGUGAAUUCCAAAAAAGAAAGGAAAAGUGAAAAAUUAGUAUAAAAAAUGUCAACGAAAAACCCUAAUUUAUCUUCCAGCCGCUCUUAAGGCCUAUCUUAAACCCCUAUCCAUCUUUCUUCUUCUCCACAGCUUAGAGGCUUACCCCACGACCGGCCGUUGACCGACAGAGCAGCCGCCGUUAAUUCAACCGCUGCCUCCGUAACUGCACGACGCCAGCCUUCUGCUUUCUAUCGUAACAUCUGUUUAGCAAGACAAUAUUAAUUGAUGGCUCUUCGUUUUGAGAUUCUUGGGAAGUUCAAUCGUGCUCGGGCGGCUCGACUUACACUUCCUCACUUUGUAUGCCAGACGCCUCUAUUUAUGCCUGUGGGUACACAAGGUACAAUAAAAGGUUUAACGACCAGUCAGCUUGAGGACAUUGGAUGCCAAAUAAUUCUUGGAAACACAUAUCACUUGGCUCUCCGUCCCACAUCUGAGCUCAUUGAUGAGUUGGGAGGGCUCCAUAAAUUUAUGAAUUGGCCUAGGGGGUUGCUUACUGACUCUGGUGGCUUUCAAAUGGUCUCCUUAUUGCAUUUGGCUGACAUUACAGAGGAAGGUGUCACCUUUCAGUCACCGGUUGAUGGGAAACCCAUGCUACUCACUCCAGAAGAAUCAAUACAGAUACAAAACCGAAUAGGAGCUGAUAUUAUUAUGGCUCUUGAUGAUGUUGUGAAAACCACUAUUACAGGUCCACGGAUUGAAGAGGCUAUGUAUCGUACCCUUCGUUGGAUAGAUAGGUGCAUUGCAGCACACAAGAGACCCCAUGAUCAGAAUUUAUUCGGAAUUGUGCAAGGUGGCUUGGAUCCAGUCUUAAGGGAUAUAUGUGUCAAAGGCUUGGUAGAUCGUAAGUUGCCUGGCUAUGCGAUUGGUGGUCUUGCUGGAGGUGAAGAUAAAGAUUCAUUUUGGCGUGUUGUUGCCCAAUGUACAGCUUCAUUGCCUGAGAAUAAACCACGCUAUGUUAUGGGUGUUGGCUAUCCUCUAGACAUUGUAGUUUGCAGUGCAUUAGGUGCUGACAUGUAUGAUUGCGUCUACCCUACACGUACUGCUCGCUUUGGGACCGCUCUUGUGCCCCAGGGGGUUUUAAAACUUAAACACCAAGCAAUGGCUGAUGAUACCCGGCCAGUUGAUCCUACAUGUGAAUGCAUGGUAUGUAAAAAUUAUUCGAGAGCAUACAUUCACUGCCUUGUCACUAAAGAUGCAAUGGGAUCUCAACUUCUUUCUUACCACAAUUUAUUUUACAUGUUGAAGCUUAGCAGGGAUUUGCACUCGUCAAUUGUCAAUGGCCAGUUUCCAGAGUUUGUUUGCAACUUCCUCCAGAAAAUGGUAUUUCUCACAAAUUAUCUUAUAUGUCCUAUAUGCUUAUCUGUUUGUGUGUACUAUGGAAAAAUAGAACUCCUGUUAAUUUAUUUAAUUAGUAUUGUUUUAGUGUGUUUAUUCAUAUAUAAUGAAUUAUGUGCAAAUUGUGAUUGCCUUGGUAGAUUUAUGGCAUGUAAAAGCCCUAGGUUACAUCCCAAGGUAAGAACUUCCAUUCCAACUCAGUACAAAAUUUGGACCUGGAAUUAAAACCCCAGAAAUCGCUGUUAACGAAUUUAAGGAUCUUUGGUCCUUCAGUGAAACCCUAGAAGUUGUCUAAUCAUACCUCACUGCACUACCUUUUUUACCUGGAUACUAUAAUAAUCCCUUAUAUUCAUUGAAUAUGGUGCCUAUAGAAGGAAAACCACUAAUACGCUGUUAAACGGUUUAUUACGUACAUUGAUGGUGCCUAUUCAUGAUAGAAAUUUUUGCCAGAGAAAUCUGAAUCAGUUGCUUCAUUUCUUGUAGCUAUAUAUAAAGUUGAAAUAGACUAGUCAUAUGUCUUUUUGUUAUUUCCGUGGGGGUGAUUAGUGGAUGGAGUGGGAGUUAAUUCACAGCUCAGUUUAGUCCAGUAAGUUGGACCUAUGGGAAGGAUCACCGGAUUCAUAUCACCUUUGUCACUUUGAACAACGCCUCUGGUUCUCACUCCGACUUUCCCCACACCUUUGUUUCCAACAGAUUGGUGGUAGAGAUAGGAGGCUGCCCUCCUAAAAUUUUGAAAAUAUUUUUUCCUUAUGUACAUCUUAUAUAUGUUUAUUGAUAUAAAAAAAGUAGUUCACACAUUAUAUUUCUAGAUCUCAAUUGUAACAAUAUGUGAAUAUUGUUUCCCACUUCCCUAUUUAAGCUUAGUAACUUAAUUCUUUAUCAUAGUUCCAUUCAAUGCCAAAUUAAACUUGGAAACUAACAGAAGGGAUAGAUAAAACGUUUCGAGUUCAAACAUCAUUAGCUUUACAAGGGGUUAUUAGUGUUAUUUUGUUGGGUUUUUUUUUUUUUUAACUGCAUUUGCUGUGUCUAAUUUAUGAGUUUUAUACUAGUAUCUUGUUCCUAGUUGCUUGAAUUUAUAAAUUCUGAUUUUGUAGUUUCCGAAAGGCGAUGUUCCUAAGUGGGUUUGCAAUGCAAUGGAGGUAGCUGGUAUCGACAUAACAUCCUGUUGUAGUUCCUUCCCAUCGAUGUAUAUUGGCUCACUCUCAGUUACAAGUAGUGACAAGUAUUCUAGGAAGAACUCACUUAAAAAGGUACAUACUAAAGCUCUCAAUGAAGAGACAAAAGAAAAAGAAAUAGAAAUAUAGUGUGCGUGUGUUGGCCAAGCAGUAGAGUGGUUAAUGCCAAAGGCCAAAGGUCUUGGGUUUGAAUCCACAUUGGUGCGAUCUUUAAAUUUCUUUAUUAAGUAUUAAUUUAUCAAAAGAAAAGAGAGAGAGAGAGAGAGAAAUAUUCACAGCUCCAUAUAUUUUGUAGUCAAUAUGGUGCAAUUUUGUCUAGGGUUAAGUAUAUGUCAGGUUCAAGUGUAUUGUUGGGAACUGUUUUUAUAUUGUUAAACAUUAGUUUCAUUUUCGCAAAGCUAAUAUAUUCAAUGGUACUUCAGUUUACUAGUAUUUGAAUUUUAUGGAGAAAAGUGUGGUUUGGGUGAUCAA